Plectropomus leopardus (leopard coralgrouper) is the source of this 720-nucleotide messenger RNA. Lineage: Eukaryota; Metazoa; Chordata; Actinopteri; Perciformes; Serranidae. The record is from RefSeq and is a predicted model, not a curated record.
GCGCUGGUGCGGAUCUUCUCUGGCAGGAAGCCUCUGCUCUACAGCUACCAGGGUUCGUUGCCAAACCUGCCGGUGCCUGCCAUCAAGGACACGGUCAAGAGGCACUUGGAAUCUGUGCGUCCACUGAUGGAUGACUCAGAGUACGAACGUAUGACCAAGCUGGCGGCAGAGUUUGAGAGCGGCGUCGGCAACCGCCUGCAGUGGUACCUCAAGCUCAAAGCUCUCUGGGCCACCAACUACGUUAGCGACUGGUGGGAGGAGUAUGUCUGUCUACGUGGACGGAGCCCAAUAAUGGUCAACAGUAACUAUUAUGGCAUGGACUACAUGUAUGUGACACCCACACCCAUUCAGGCGGCGAGGGCGGGCAACAGCAUCUACGGAUUCUUCCAGUACCGCCGCAAACUCAACAAAGAAGAGCUUCAGCCUACCCGCAUACCAGGCACUGUAGUCCCUCUGUGUUCAGCUCAGUGUGAGAGAACAUUCAACACCACACGCACUCCUGGAGAGGAGGCCGGUAAAGAGACACACACACACGCACACACUGUGGCAUCACAGUGCUGAUAUAUGAUACAUGACAUUGUCUGAACAUGAGCAGCAGGUAGCAAAGUGAGCAAUGCCAACACACCACUGUUUCAGAGAUGAUGAGGCAUACUGAAGGUGUUUGAGCCCUCUGGAGUUUAAGCGUUGGAUAGAAAACUGUGUGAAAGACUGUGUGUGUCU